AUGGAUCCAUCGCCGAAGUACACAGGUGUACGGAAGAGGAAGUGGGGGAAAUGGGUGGCUGAGAUUCGUCUCCCAAACAGCCGCGACAGAAUCUGGCUCGGCUCUUUUGACACAGCCGAGAAGGCGGCGCGUGCUUUCGACGCGGCUCUUUACUGUCUCCGUGGUCCUGGAGCUCGGUUCAAUUUCCCGGACAAUCCACCGGAAAUACCCGGCGGUCGUUCUCUGACGCCGCAGCAGAUUCAGGUCGUGGCUAACCGUUUCGCCUCCGACGAAUCACAACCACCGCAACAACCGUCACCGGAGGAGGAAGAAGAAGAAAAAAAAAGAAUUUCCACACGUGGGGAAAUAAGUGGUGGAAGUGGUGGGCCCACUUUAGGGCAAGUUGUGGAAGAUGGUAAUAGCAACGUGGAUAAUUACGAUAGCAAUCAUACGACGACGUUUGGGCCGUUUUCAACAUGGGAGGAUCAGAAUCUUGUUGGUCCUACUUCCUCGGAUGAGUUUGGUUUUUACCUACCGGACGAUUCAACAAACUUGUAUUUUCCGACACAACAGCAUCAGCUCUCAUCUGAUUUUUACUACGAUGUAGAAGCUGUUGUUGAAGAUGAUUACUCUCAUUACAAUAUUAACCUUUGGAAUUUCUGA
Arabis nemorensis is the source of this 642-nucleotide messenger RNA. The record is from the annotation of a GenBank genome assembly. NCBI's taxonomy places the organism in Eukaryota, Viridiplantae, Streptophyta, Magnoliopsida, Brassicales, Brassicaceae.